This is a messenger RNA of Aspergillus versicolor CBS 583.65, 1537 nucleotides long. RefSeq lists its product as uncharacterized. The record is from RefSeq and is a predicted model, not a curated record. Gene Ontology annotation, molecular function: aldose reductase (NADPH) activity. The coding region runs from base 491 to 1462 and encodes 323 amino acids. The transcript is spliced from 6 exons. NCBI's taxonomy places the organism in Eukaryota, Fungi, Ascomycota, Eurotiomycetes, Eurotiales, Aspergillaceae. Gene Ontology annotation, cellular component: cytosol.
CAAUUACAUAUCCCUACUUAGAAAUCGCAAAACCAUCUUUUUGUCGUAUGAGAUACACCUAAUGGCCAGGCUCUCUCUAAAUUCAAAUACAAUUCUCCGAUAUUCACUAGUAUCUACAGCGCAAUUUGGGCUAUUCUCCGGUAGAGGCGAUACCGGUACUACCAAGUAUUUAUAUCUUUGUAGCAGGUUUUCCUGAAGGGCAAGAGGGCCAUGGCCUUAAGAUGCAUUCCGUAGCUUCGUUAAUUAUGCAAUUAAGGGAAAUUCGAGAUCGGUACCUGAGAUGACGAGUAUGCCAUUGCGCAAUCGCGAUGGAUUACUAUAGCGCGGUUGGAACAUAAUCGGAGACAUUGCGACGAUCCGCCAACUGCGCCCAGGGGGUUGAGGAGGGGUAUAAGUACCCCUCCCCUUGGGUUUCAUCUCGCAGACCAUGCGUCUUCGUUUCCUCACGUUCGACAAUCUCAGCAUACAUUCCAGACUCCAACUACGCAACAUGUCUCUUGGACGCUCUUUCAAGCUCAACUCGGGGCACAGCAUUCCCGCAGUCGGUCUGGGUACUUGGCUAUCCAAACCUCACGAAGUUGAGAAUGCCGUCGAUGCGGCGCUGCGCGCAGGGUACCGCCAUAUUGAUGCCGCUGCAUGCUACCUAAACGAGAACGAAGUGGGAAAUGGAUGGAAGAAAUCUGGAGUGCCGCGAGACCAGAUAUUCAUCACGAGUAAACUGUGGAAUACGCAUCACCACCCCAAAAAUGUGGAGGAGGCACUCAACAAGACGUUGAAGGAUCUUCAGACGGACUAUCUUGAUCUCUAUCUAAUUCACUGGCCCGUCGCAUUCGAGCACACAAAUGAAACACUCACUCCAAUUGACCCUACAACGAAACGCUUCCGUCUCGCAGAUGUGCCUACAGCUGACACUUGGAAGGUGCUGGAAGGGUUCGUCAAAGCGGGCAAGAUCAGGAGUAUCGGUGUCAGCAAUUUCACCGUCGAAAAGCUCGAGGAACUGCUCAAAACAGCAGAGAUCCCUCCUGCUGUCAACCAGAUUGAGGCUCACCCAUACCUCCAGCAGCCGAAGCUUACUCAGUACUCCAAAGACAAGGAUAUCCUCACAGUCGCCUAUAGUCCUCUCGGAAACAACAUUUAUAAUGCACCCAGAGUGGUUGAUGACCCCACCGUUAAAGAAAUUGCAAAUCGUCUAGGCAAAGACCCGGCAGCCGUCCUGAUCUCCUGGGCAGUGCAGCGUGGUACAUCUGUGCUACCAAAGAGUGUCACCCCGUCCCGCAUUGAAAGCAACUUCCAAGACUUUGUCAUUCCGGACGCCGAAUUCGAAACCCUCAACAAGCUUGACAGGAGCCAGCGCUACAACUAUCCCUUCCGAUGGGGAAUUGAUAUUUUUGGGGAGCUGGGAGCCGAGGAGGCUGAACGUCGAGCAGAACAAUAUGCCGCAGAGCAAAGAGCGGCUGCAUGAUGGGCUUGUAUAUAUAACAAUUGUCUCAGCGUCGUAUUCUACACAUCAAGCCAAUGAAGAUAUAGUACAUGCCCA